Molecule: messenger RNA, 1564 nt
Organism: Macroventuria anomochaeta
Lineage: Eukaryota; Fungi; Ascomycota; Dothideomycetes; Pleosporales; Didymellaceae
Exons: 1
Coding region: 236-1159 (307 amino acids)
Biological process (GO): allantoin catabolic process
Molecular function (GO): ureidoglycolate hydrolase activity; ureidoglycolate lyase activity
Source: RefSeq, a predicted model, not a curated record
AGUACAUUAAACUACAAAUCAUCCUUAUAUGACAUAGCUUGAAUGUCGAAAAUCCAGCCCGCUAUCGCUAUCUUAGCGCGUCGGUUGCAGCCGCGCUGAUGCUAUCACAAGCUCCCGAGCUCCAUCUUCCCCAGCCUCAUCGCGUGCUCCUCUGUUUCCCUCCACCACUGACGUGAAGCCUCACUGAAGGGCAGCAAUGCCGACCUCAAUGCCAUGCCCGUCUAUACGGAUACCCAUGGAGCUUCUGACGCCUACUGCCUUCGCGCAGUUUGGCACCGUGAUUGAGAACCCCGCAACAUCUCCCAGCUCCAAGUUACCGAUACCGCAGCGCGCACCACCACCCAAACAUGUCCAGGCCAACCAAGGCUCAGCAACAAAGUAUCUGGAUGUUACACACAUGUCAAAUCUCUACAAUCUAGCACCCUCGAAAAAGCCCGCAAAAGCAGUGAUGAACAUGUUUGUAUGCUCACCACGGAACCUACGAAGCAUCGAGCCAAGCGAGAGCAUGCCCAGCUCAUGGGGCGAUCUUGACCUCGACGAAGACGAAGACGGAAACAAGAACCAUGACAAACAACUACUAGACGUAACAAUCCUCGAACGGCACCCCUUCACCACCCAAACAUUCAUCCCAAUGGGUCUCUCGGCGCAAGACAAACACACGCAGUACCUCGUGAUCGUCGCACCAACACUCCCAGCCAGCGCAUCAAAACGCCACAUCGGCCGCCCGCCGCCGUAUCCCACGCCUGUAGUCGAGAGGAAGAAGAGUUUCCGCGAUAUAUUUGCGAGGGCGCGACCAGCACCAUACUCCACCAAAGCUAUUCCGCCCCCACCGCAGUUCGAGAAACUGCAUCUUUCAGCCCGACCAAAAGGGCCUGGACUCCCGGAUCUGAAGAAUCUCCGCGCAUUUGUAGCGAUAGGCAGUCAAGCUGUGACCUACGGGGCGGGGACGUGGCAUGCGCCUAUGAUUGUUAUUGGAGACCGACCAAUAGACUUUGUUGUCGUGCAGUUUGCGAACGAGGUGGAGAUUGAGGAUUGUCAGGAGAUUACUUUGCAGCCCAGUAAACUUGCGCAGGAGGGUGUUGUGGUCACGGUCGAUACGGACAGUGCGGGUAAGGUGCAGGUCAAGGCUGGUGUCGGAUCGGUGAAAGCGAAAUUGUAGUGUUUACCUCACCGCCGCAGGGAAGGUGUAAGGUUGGAGACUACAGUGUACUAUGCCUGCAGUCAGGAAUCGGAAAAUGGAUUUUGCGAAUCUACGAUUCUGGUGUUAGAGAAAUCAAAGCCGGGAGGUCUUCGAGGCACUGUGGUUCGUGAGAGAUGAUUGGGAACCGGAGCAUUCGCUUCUACGAUUUUUCGUUAUGAUGAUAAGGGCUGGAGGAAGUCAGCGUAUUGUUAGGUAGCAUAAAACGCGGGGAUUGCAAAACACGAUUGUAGCAAAAUGUAUGGGGGAAACUAGAGCCUGGUGGUCUUCAGGAAUCUGUCAGAUAGUCCAGGGUAAGAGAUUGGAAGUCCCAAUUCUUGGAAAGUAUGGAACCAAGGGCUGGAGGGCUUCAGGGUAUCGUGAAUC